CAGUGCGGCCGCCAUUGACGAUUCAGUACUUAGUGGAUUGCCCAAUAUCUGAUAUCGUGUUUAGGUGUUCGCGUCAAAUCUGUGUGUAUGUUGAGGAAACUUGUGCCAUUUAUCAAGUUGAUGAUGUUUAUCGGAACUAACCAGUGAAAGAGUUUGAAGUUUCUGAAGGUAAGCUAAAGUUUUGUGGUGAAUGAACGCGCUUCAAAAUGACCACGCCGGAAGAAAUUAAGACCGAAUAUACGUCGAGUUUGGCCGAUUUGACUUUCAAUAGCAAACCGUUGAUAAAUGUAUUAACAAUGUUGGCCGAAGAAAACCUGCCGAAUGCGAAAACAAUAGUGGAAGCUAUUGAAGAACAUCUCUAUAAGGUCGCAACGGACGUUAAAUUGCCAAUUUUGUACCUCAUUGAUUGUAUAGUGAAGAACGUCGGAGAAACAUACACGGGCUUAUUUAGUCAGAACAUUGUGUCUACAUUUUGCACAGUUUUCAAGAAAGCCCUUCUUUCUAAGGUGGAUGAAAAGACCCGAUUGGAAAUGUUCAAACUACGACAAACAUGGAACGACGUUUUCCCACAAAUGAAGCUGUAUGCUAUCGAUGUUCAAAUUCAUCAGAUCGACCCUGCCUGGCCAGUAACUGCCCAACCAACAAAUAGUAUUCAUCUGAACCCCAAGUUUCUCAAGACUACUCCUGCCACAACUAAGAGUAAAGUUGCUGCUGCCUCUCCAAUAGAAGUUGUUACUCCAACAGCUCCUGUAUUGCCAACCAAGCCGGUUUCCGCAGAUUUGGACAAAGAAACUCGACUGAUGCAGGAGCAGUUGAUGCAAAAACAGAAGGAGUUAUUAGAGCUACAAAGAAAGACCUUGGAACUGGAAGUGUUGCAAACGCAAGUGAAGUUGCAAGAGCAGAUGAAGGCUGGAGGAGUGCCUUCUGUGGCCACAAACAUUUUAUUGAAACCGGAAGUUGCCAAGCAGUUCCUUCCAGAUGCAGUUGGGAAACCUAGGCCAACAGACAUGAUAAAUUCCUUGGUUCAAAAACCCCAUACCAACCAAUUAAAGAUUAAUCCAGUGAACUCAGCUUUGGCUGCAGCUAGGCCAAUCAGAGAUCCACGUUUGUUACGUCAACAACAAGAUAAACAAACAUUGGAUAAUUUAUCUCAACAAACCACCGGUAGUGCUGGCAUGCUUCCCAACAGUACAGUUCUUGACACCAAUAAACAUAUAACUAAUAAAGUAGGUGUUAGAAAUUUUAGCAAAGAUCCUCGUUUGUCCAGUAGGAAUGACAAGAAAAAUAGAAAUGCUAGUAAAACGCGCGAUGAUUCUUCGCUUAUUCGCGACUCGGAUCCUAGUCAAAAAGUCGACAAAAACUCUCGUGCCGACUUUGAUAAAUCUAUAAACGAUUCGAGGUUUACUUCCAGCUCCAACAGCAAUUUAUCUAGUGCUAGUUCUAACAAUUUACAUCCAAUGUCUAAAAAUAAACGGGUACCUGGUAAAAAUCGGAAAAGGGACAAACCAGAAACAAAACGGAAUCACGAUUUUGACACGACCACCUUUCCGAAUAAACGCGAAAAGGUGUCCCCCAAGGAGGAGGAGAAACGCUCCAGUGACUCGAAACAGACAUCUUCCACUUUUAAAAAUGUAAAGGGUAAGAGUCGCAAUUAUGUCAGGCGCAAUUUGGUGGACAGCCCCCCGGUGCAGCAGGAUGAUGAUGACCUCACAGCUUCAUCUAAUCAGUCAGACAAGAAUGACAAAAAUUCGUCUGCAGAGAAUCUAAUAGUGAAGCAGAAGUCCCCCGAAGCAAGCACACAUGUUUCACCAAUUAGUUCCAUGGAUGUCGACUUACGGAAGUCAGCACUAACUUCAACCAAGAAGAGAUCGUCUGAAACAUCGGAGCCACCGGCGAAGAGAAAAAGCUUUGAUGUGCUGUUUGGGAGCGAAGAUACCGACUUGCGACAGCUACCUAUGCACGCUGAUUCUGAACGGAAAGCUACCGUUAUAGAGCGACCGCCUACGCCCCCACCGCCAAUCAUAUCCUCCAAGAAGGAUGCAACCGUCGUUCAGGAGAUGACAUCUUUAGCUCCCAAGAAAAGUAACUUCGAUGCCGUCAGAGCCAAGCUAGCGAAUGCUACCAAUCGGGAGAAAGUGAUGAACAAGUCAUUCCAUAAAAACAAGAUCCAACAAACUUCAACUGAUAAAGAUUUGCGACCAAUAAGUCUUCAGAUAUCAUCUGAAGACGAGAAGGCAAUUCGAUCUGGUCAUAUGACAAGUGAGCAAGAGAAGCAAUUCCUGAAUAAAUUCUUGAGCCAAAUCGAGCAAGAUAAAUUGCGUCAAGCUAAGAAAAAAGAUCACGAAGAAGCGUUAGUUGAUAUGUCUCUUCAAGAGAUCAGUGAUGAAGAUUUCGGCUCGGAUUCAGAAGAUAGCCCAAAGGCUUCUUUAUCUCAUCGUGCGAUUCCAUUCAAUGAUAAAGAUGAGAGGUUGCGCAUGCAUAUGCCAGGCCCGAUGGGUCAAGUGCAACGUGCCGAUAGUGUGUCAUCCACAUCAGACAAUGGAUCUUACAUGUCAAAAGGAGAUAAUCGGCGAACUCGUUUUAGAGGCGGGAGUGAUUGGAGAGGAAGAGGCCGUGUACCUCUUCAAGGUCCUCAACCAAGACCACCAAUAAGACCGUGGUUACAUCAGCAGCAACAUCCUAGAUGGGGAGGAUCUUUUCCUGAUGACUCUUCCAGAAGUCCAAUCGCAAUAAGUCCGAGUGAAGACUUGGAAAUGACAAUAGUACACGAGGAAAAUAAAACACUGAACAUUGACGGAAUUCCUAGAGACAUUCGAAUCUAUAAUGAAACCGCCAUUAUUUUCAUCAACUAUGAUGACCCUCGUGAAAUUUCGUUCCAAAGCGGUGCGCGAAGAGUGAUUUUUAACAACAAAGAGACGUAUUUACUAAUGUUUGGGAACGAUUACACGGAGUGUACAAUAAACAAUUUUCCAUUCCGCGUGAAGCUUGGAGUUCCUAGCCGCGAAAUAUUUAUUAACGAUCUCGGGUUUGAAUGCUUUUUUGGUGGACCACCAGUUCACAUCUGUGUGAGCAGCAUUAAUAUGACAGUGCAAUUAGACGGACCUCUUCCUCAAGUCAAAAUAGGAGAGGUCAAGAGAACCGAUCUUGUGGUCGGCAAAAUCAAUCUCAUCAUCAACGCGACCCUAAUGAUCCCCGUGUUUCUCGACGGCAAAUUGCAAACGUUCAUGGUGGAAGGCGAGCCGUGUACAAUAAAAUUUGUAGAUGCAUUGAAAAGGGUGUUAAUAAAUGAUGUGCCAUUUAAUGUUGAAUUUGGUGGUCUCCCUAAACCUUGUAUUAUACACGGCAAAAAACAUUUUAUACGGUUUUCAGUUUUGCCAAAAGGCAUCAGACCUGGGUUUGUUCGAAUUAAAGACAUGGAAGGGGAAGAAGGUUCCAGCCCGGUUCGAGAUGAAACCAACAUUCAACCUGUACUAUCUGGGCCUUUAGAGGCUGAACCUUUGCGGCCUGAUACCAGUAAAUUGAAUCAAGCGAGGGGACAUCAGUCUCCAGAUAAUGGACGUAAUUCCCCAGGCUUCUUCAACAAUAUAUUGCAAACCGGUUUAGGUAACCUUGACGUUAUAUCUAAUGUGUUAUCGCAAUCGCUUACGCCAGCUCCUUCCACUGGAGGCUACCAAGUGGAACUUCCAGGUCUUGAACCAAGUGCUACCCCGGCAGUGAGUAGCACUUCCACUAUCAACGUACCAGCGCCCAACCCCACGCUCAAUAUAAAUGAGUUGUUUCAAAAAUUGGUCGAUUCCGGGUUUCUCACUACUCAGGACAAUAAGCAAUCUGAUGUCGCGAUUACCAAUCCACCUGUUUUUUCCGUUCCACAACUUACACUUCCGAAAGAAGUCGCUUCGUUUGUAGGUAAUGGAAAAGGAGUUCAGAAGCCCUACGGUUUUCAAGAUCAGACCUCAUCGAAACCCCAAAAGCGUAACAUAUCAACUGCAUUGAAGCCGGUUAGUUUUGGUAGACCGGAAACCUUAAAGAUUCGGCAGGGUGCUUUAUAUGCUAAACUUUAUACUGGCAUGCAAUGCUCAAGUUGUGGUAUGCGAUUUUCGCCAGAGGCCAGCAUGUGGUACAGUCAGCAUUUAGAUUGGCAUUUCCGACAAAAUCGCAAGGGAAAAAAGAAUGCACGAGUCGCAAACAGCCGAAAAUGGUACUAUUCAUUGGCAGAUUGGAAAAACUACGAGGAGUUGGAAGAUUUGGAAGAAAGAGAGAAAAAUUAUUUCGAUCAACAACAACAAGUAGAGGUGGCCGAAGAAGCUGAAGAAGAAGUGGAAAUUCCCAGCGUAACUGCAGACCCUGGGACUACCGACGAACGUUGUUACGUAUGCAGGGAUGUUUUCGAGCAAUUCUUCAACGAAGAAAAAGAAGAAUGGCAUUUGCGGAAUUCUGUGAGAAUUGAUGAAAAAACGUAUCAUCCAAUCUGCUAUGAAGACCAUCAAAAAUCGAGUAUGGACCAAAGUAGGACUGAGGACGAGACUCCUAGUAAACUGAUUCCCGGUUUAGAAAUUGUUUUGGAUGAUGAUGAUGAAGAACUUCCUGGAACCCUUGAUGAAGUAGUAUCGCUAAUGGAUGACGCUGAGGAGACUGUACCUGAAGAUGCACCUAGUCCAGUAAAAGAUGAAGAAGUGAAAGAAGAUGAUGAUGAUGAUGACGUUAUUUUAAAUGAAGUCGCACCUAUCAAGAUAGUUGUUGAUGAUGACGAUGACGAUGAAGAACUUCCGGCCGAGAAGAACUUUAGCAGUCAGCCUGUUGUCAUUAAGAAGGAAAAGAAUCUUGAAUAUGAUGACGGUUUUAUGGAUGUAGGCGAGAUCGUAUCUUUGCAAGGUGUGGGACAAGUUAAAAUUAAGAGUGAACCUGUAGAUGACGAUAUGCAACCACCUUCUUUGAACACGGACGAGCACAACUUAGUAGAAGAAGAUCCUAUCGAUCUAAAUGUCGAUAAUGAAGAAGUGUCUGUUUCGAAACCGGUGAGAUCCCGUCCUGAACUGAUCGCCUCCAUGGAUGGGAAUGUGGAACUAGUAGCGACUACCCCAAUGCCAGUGCCCACAACAAGUUCCGGAGGCCCGAAAAUCAAAAUAAACAUUUCGAAGCCAUUGCCUGUGAUAACUCCUAAAGACAUUAGUACUGGUUCUAGUGAUAGUGAUGUAAGUAAGUCCAUCGAAGUUCCUAUGGAGGAACCGGAGAUCCUUAGGUAUAAACCUGCGCUGCAGAAUGUACCUUUAAAGAAAAUGCCUCCAGUGAAAAAAGGUCAUGAAAUGAUGGGGUUGUGCUCUAUUAUGUGAAAUUAUGGUACCAAAAUAAUUGUUUUGUGUGGAAAAUAUAUUGUUAUCAAUUUUUGUAUUACUAUCGAUCGCAUCACUGUAAAUUUAUUGUCCCACACCUACAGUAGCAAAUUAUAACAAUAAAAUAUUAAUUAAUAUUA
Dendroctonus ponderosae (mountain pine beetle) is the source of this 5470-nucleotide messenger RNA. RefSeq names its product pre-mRNA cleavage complex 2 protein Pcf11 (gene Pcf11). Gene Ontology annotation, biological process: termination of RNA polymerase II transcription. The record is from RefSeq and is a predicted model, not a curated record. NCBI's taxonomy places the organism in Eukaryota, Metazoa, Arthropoda, Insecta, Coleoptera, Curculionidae. Gene Ontology annotation, cellular component: mRNA cleavage factor complex; cytoplasm. Bases 207 to 5330 code for a protein of 1707 amino acids. The transcript has 17 exons. Gene Ontology annotation, molecular function: RNA polymerase II complex binding; phosphatidylinositol binding; ubiquitin binding.